AAAGCUUCUCUCUAACAAUGGCAACACAAAUCAACAUGGAGAAGAGUGCUUCUCAAGUUACCUUUAUCUCCUCCUCCGCCUCAUUAUCCUAUUCACCCACAUCAUCAUCUUCAUCAUCAUCAUCAACAACUUCUAAAUUAGGAAACCCUAAAAGAAAAGCAUCUCUAAGAUCAUUAUCAUCAUUAGCCGACCAAGAUCUUGAAGUGAAACGUCGCAAGAUCAACGGCGGAGAUAAGCAUCCGACGUAUAGAGGAGUAAGGAUGAGGAGCUGGGGAAAAUGGGUGUCCGAGAUCAGAGAGCCGAGGAAGAAAUCAAGAAUCUGGCUCGGGACUUAUCCAACGGCUGAUAUGGCUGCACGAGCUCAUGACGUGGCGGCUCUAGCCAUUAAAGGUACAUCGGCUUAUCUUAAUUUUCCUGAAUUAUCCGGCGAGUUUCCUCGUCCGGUCACUAAUUCUCCUAAAGACAUUCAAGCUGCUGCCACCGCCGCCGCCGUUAACUGGCAAGAUUCCGGCGACAAUAGUAAUUUAAACGUAGCUGAAAUAGCCGAAGAAGCCGAGCCGAGUGGAACAGUUUCGGACAGUGUAAUGUUUUCUUCGGACAUUAUGACUCAAGAGUUGUCUGAAAUUUCGUGUGCUUCCACGACGUCGUUUGUGGAUAAAGACAGCGAUGAAGAGAAACUGUUUGAUUUGCCGGAUUUGUUUAACGGUGGAAAUGAGAUGAUGAUGAUGGGAAACGAUGCGUUUUGGUAUGAUUCGUCCACGUGGCAGCUCUGUGGAGCCGAUGCUGGGUUUCGGCUUGAGGAGCCGUUUUUCUGUCUUAAUGACUAAAUCACACUCAAGCUCACUCUAACACCUAAUUAGUUUUCUCCCUUUUUUCACUUCAUUUACUUUUGCUUUGUUUUCGCUUUUUCUUUUCUUUUCUUUCAUUUUAUUUUUGUGUUUAGAAAAUAGACGUUUGAUGAAUGUUUUUGUAAUAUAAAUGUGCUGAGAAAAGUUUGAAAGAAAGCUAUAAACCAAAAAAAAAAAAAGAACAGUCAAAUAUAGUGUAUGAGAUUUUUAUGAUGAAAUUGAUAGUUGAA
This is a messenger RNA of Eruca vesicaria subsp. sativa (arugula), 1078 nucleotides long. Lineage: Eukaryota; Viridiplantae; Streptophyta; Magnoliopsida; Brassicales; Brassicaceae. The record is from the annotation of a GenBank genome assembly.